GCUCAGCUGGGAUAACAAUUGGUGGAGGAACCGGUAUGACCAAAGGAGUAGAAGAUGGGAUCGGUAGAGAUUGGAUGUCGAGAAUGCGCCUUGCGCAAAUGCCUUUUGAAAGAAGGGCUUGUGAAUCAGAAAAAGUGGCUCUUGAAGAAAGAAAUGCCACAUCUGCUAUCUGUCGGCUCGAUACACUCGCUCUUAGGGGAAUAGACGAUCUUCGAGAGAUUCUCGACUGGGGCACGACUUGCUUUCCAGUAGCUUCACUUGCUACCGUUACGGAGGAAGACUGA
Molecule: messenger RNA, 284 nt
Organism: Dovyalis caffra
Lineage: Eukaryota; Viridiplantae; Streptophyta; Magnoliopsida; Malpighiales; Salicaceae
Source: the annotation of a GenBank genome assembly